This is a messenger RNA of Thamnophis sirtalis, 1500 nucleotides long. The record is from RefSeq and is a predicted model, not a curated record. Lineage: Eukaryota; Metazoa; Chordata; Lepidosauria; Squamata; Natricidae.
AUGAAAACCUGGCAUUGCCCCAUCUCGGUGCCCGACUGCCCCAACCUGGGUUUUGGGGGGUCGUGCAGACCCGAUCCACACACACACAAAAAAAUUGCUUUCCCACUUUUUGCAAACUUAAAACCUCUCCGGCUUUCCGAGUGGCACAAUCCAUGGCGAUGCGACUGCGCUCUGCACUGGCUCAGCAGCUGGAUCCGAGAGGAAGGCCAGAGGCUCCUGAGCCCCCAGGACAAGAAGAUCGAGUGUUCGGAGCCGCCACGCCUGGCCUACCAAAGCCUCGCCGACGUCUCCGGCAACAGCUUGAUCUGCAUCCCGCCGGUCGUGCAAGUGCAACCCCUCGAAGUCACGGCACGGCUGGGCGACGACCUGCGCGUCUCCUGCCAGGCCUCGGGCUACCCGCAGCCGCUGGUGACCUGGCGCAAACUGGCCCACUGGCGGGCCGGGGGCUCCAGGGGAAGCCGGACCCACCUGCCCAGCGGAAGCUUUGAGCUGAGGGAGCGCAGCAUCGGGGAACGCUUCGAGCAGUCGGACACCGGCAGCGGCAUGCUGUUCCUCAACAACGUGACGGUGUCCCAUGGCGGGAAAUACGAGUGCGAGGCCUCCAAUCCCGGGGGGAUGGCCCGGGUGGUCUUCCACCUCAUGGUGAACCUCUCGCACCAGCAACAACAGUCGCAGGGCUACCCGGCUUCGGUGGACAUCAGCCAGGAACCUCUCUACGACAUGGAGAGCAUGGACUUCCACGCCCUGGGCAUGGCCACGCAGACGGCCAUCGCCGUGGCCAUCUCCCUGCUGGCCCUGGUGGCCCUCCUGUUGGUCAUCAUGAUCUACCGGAAGCACCGCAAGCGGAAAAAGGCCAAGAAGGAGGAGAACAUCCUGUACGUCAACGACUACUCGGACGGGCCCACCACCUUCGCCCAGCUGGAGGAGUACCGAGACGAGAGGGGCCACGAAAUGUUCGUCAUCGACCGCAACAAGCCCCUCUUCGCCACCUACAAGGACCCCGAAGGCCUGGCAGGCGGGGUCUUCCCGGAGCAGCUGCAAGACCAGGCGACUCAGACUCUGGAAGGAGAAGAGGAGGCCCCCCAAGAAGGCAGCGAGCUCUUUGCGAACCAGGGGCUGAUGCUCCAGCCUCAGGUAGCGUACGAAAUUCACUGCUGAGUGGAGCUACGGAAGUUGGGGUGAGCGGACUGCCUUCCCCCACAAUGGAGCGGUUUUGUUGACUUCCUCCUACCGCUUAACUCUGCUUAAGUUCAGGGCCUUGAGUGGAGGUACCUGUGACCUGCGGUGCACCAUCCCACAGGUUGCAGACGGGACUCGUGUGUCAACUCCUAAUGUUGCCCUUAGGAGAGAAGGGCGGGGAGCGCAUUCUACGCAUACUUUCGGCUAAAGUCGGACCUCAGAUUACUCCAGCAGGCUUGGGAGGGGUGCACCUCAUUGGGGAAUGUGAUUUAUGACACAGACUGAGGGGAGGGAAGGAACAGGGGUGAAGUUCAGCCAUAA